Molecule: messenger RNA, 2928 nt
Organism: Danaus chrysippus (African queen)
Lineage: Eukaryota; Metazoa; Arthropoda; Insecta; Lepidoptera; Nymphalidae
Source: the annotation of a GenBank genome assembly
AUGGAUGGUUUAAUUCACGCGGCAUUGGAAGCAGAGGUAAUACUUAACCGGGCUAAACAUGUGAAUACAAAGCUAACAAAUUUUGACAGUAGUGUCUCAGAUCAUAAAAUGACUUGGACCCAAGAAAAGAUGCACCUAGCGGAAACUGUUGAUGAAUCAAGGAUGAAGUUUCAGAAAAAUUCUGUCAGUGGUGCAACAAAAACUGCAGAAAAAUUUGAUUUAUUUAAGAAAUUACAUGAAUUGUACAACGAGUUAAGUAGAGAUGAAACUUCACAAGCAAACUAUCAAGGGCUUAAGACAACAUCAUAUUUAUUGGAAAAGUUGCUAGCAACAUACAAUCUUAAUACAUUAAUAAUUAAUUUAUAUCCUGGGAACAAGGGUUACUCACUGUCCCUUAAGAUAAAUGGAACUGCUCAGAAUAUAAACCCACCGGAUGCAAAUGCAUCAUCAAGUCAAGAAGAAACUUUAAUAGAAACUCCUCGUUGGCCAUAUGAAGAAGAAGAGUUAUUAAGUUAUAUAGAUAAUGAAGAAUUGCCCGUAGUCCUUUUAGAUCUCCUUGAAUCUGAACACUCAUGUUUAUUCUACUCUGGCUGCAUUAUAGCUCAGAUAAGAGACUAUAGACAAGCAUAUCCAAACUUUGUCUGUGAUACACACCAUGUGCUAUUAAGACCCACAAACCAGAGUAUAAUAACGGAUGCGAUGUGUAUCGGUCGUAGCGGUUGGGCGGGUGAAGAGCGGGGGGCUUUGGAGGCUGUUGAGGCAGCGUUAGUACACGCGGCCGCGCCCCCUCUUUGUCUAGAACCUCGGCCAGCAGUCGGUCUAUUAGCAGCCAGGCUUCACGCUGCGCCAAGACUGUUUAAUACACCGAGGAUACGACGUCAGGCUAGGAGAUUUUCACAGGUGUCGGUUAAUAGAAAAAGAAAAUUGGACCAGUUCACUCAUUAUCACGGUCUGGAGUUGUUGGAGUUAAUACAUCGUCAGAGAGCGAAAAACAGCCGUCAAACUGUUCCACACACACGGUUAACAUCGAAAUUCCCAAAGAAACCACCAGAGGUGUUCAAACCUAUAGAACCACCAAAAAUGGAUCCCUUACCGCUCGCCUUACCGUCUGAACCGAACGCCCCUUUACGGUUAGCCCGCGCCUACGAACGUCCGCGCCCUACACCGGAUUGCCAGCCGCAGUUGGUGGAAGAAUACAUCUUGGAAACUGAGAAAACCUCCCCACACGCCGGAGCAGGUUUCUUCCACAUCAAACUAUCCAUACUACAGAGGCCAUCCGACCAGGAAUUCCUCGGGGAACUGUAUGUGGAUAGAGAUCACGUGGAAGGUGAAAAAAAUGGAGCAGCCUGUAGAUUCUCAUUAGGUUCGAGACUUCAGGCCAACAAAUACAUACAACAGUUCACAGAAAUUUUCACAGAGGAAGGUAGAAAAUCUGUUCGGAUAAAACAUAUUGUGCCUGGACAGUUACCGAGAGUUUCAUUUACAGGGGGCAUGAGAGAUAUGCAAAGAACAGCACAAGCGAACAACUCCACAGUCCAGACUCAUGCCACAACUGUGCCUGUUGUAACCUCCGCCAUAGCUGCUACACCCAAUGCCCAUUCAAAUGCAAGACAGCUGCCUAUACUGCAAGCACAAUUGCAACAAGUGGGCAAUGUGAACGUGACAGCCGUGGGCACUGUUGUGGGCACAGUGGGCAGUGUGGGCACAGUGGGCAAUGUGGGCAGCGUUGGCACCGUGGCCACGGUUGGCAACGUGGUAAAUGUUGGCCCUGCGACCGGUGUAACAGAAGCAUUGAAGCAGCAACCUUCACCAACAACACCCAGGCUUUCGCCACAGGCGUCAACGAAUCAAUUGCUAGCACAGCAGCUCACUAAUCCGCCGCAACCUCUCAAUCCUCAAAAGAUGCAAUCAGCUAUCAUACACAUACAGCAUCCAUUGAUGUCGUCUUCGGGAACAUCACAGGUUCAGAGUAUACAGUAUACAAAUACAACGACCAAUCAGCAGAAGACGACUAUAACUAAGGCGAGAUCGACGAAUCCAGCGAUCAACGCACUAGUUACUAGUCUUAUGAAUUCAGCGCAACAGUUUCAGCAAGCGGCGAGUCAAAACGCUGCUAAGGCGGUGGUGAGCACUACAAGCAGUAACGCUACCAUCCUGAAUUUAUUGAACAGCGCUCCGGCUGCCAUGACUCACGUCACCACAAGUGAUAGCGACACACAUAAACUUCUAACACGAACUGUGUCUAUAGCAGGGGCUAGACUCAUAGCUUCGACGGGCAGUCAUACAUUACCUACAUAUACACAACAGGUAAUGACUGGUUACACACGUGAGAACGAGUCAACGAACGUGUCUAGUAGUGAGAGUGCUUUGCUAGAGAGGUUGAUGGGUCCCGAGCCGGCCUCAACACCGCCCUCUCAGACGCCACAAACGGCACAACAACAGCCACAGCCACAACCUGUUUGCCAUUUGCAGGGUCUAAGUUUAACAUCGCUGCAGGGCCUACAAAGUAUUCAGGGGUUGCAGAACGUCCAAGUGCAGAUACCCGGUCUGUCUGCUCCAAUAUCAUUAUCACUGAACGUGUCGGGAGCGCCCAGCGGGUUAUUGGUUUCAGUACCACCGACUACAUCUGUGGUACUCACGAAUCAGCCUUCAGUGUUGUCAUUGCCUAUUGCUCAAUUGAUGUCCGGCGGUGUGAAGGGCGGAGUUCGCAGUGGGUCGGUGCAAGUAGUACGAGCCCCGCGACCAGCGAGACUGGUCCGACCGGCGCGACCUUCGCUGCCAAAUAUAACAAACAUCACGAAUAUCACUAAUAUGACCAACAUAGCAUCCACUCCCGGCACCACUCAGUUUAUAACCCAAACACAAGGACAGAGUCAAGUGUUGAACGCCCAUCAGGUGCGAAGAAAAUCAAAUCCUGACAGUUCAUAG